CCUGCCUUAGCCCAGCCCCUUCUGGGAGCAUAAAUAAGCACUUCUGAGGAGAGCCACAAGCCCUGACAGAUCGCCUGGACCCAGCAUUCAGGUCCCCGGCAGAAGUCCUCAGGAUGAGAGCCGCCGUCCUCCUCUUCUCCCUGCUCCUCGCCACAGGGAGCCAGGCCAGACAUUUCUGGCAGAGCGAUGAGCCCAAGUCCCCUCUGGAGCAAGUGAAGGAUGUCCUAACUGUCUACAUGAAUACCGUCAAGGACACCGGCAAGGACUACAUGACUCAGUUUGAAACCUCCACCAUGGGCCAAGACCUGAAGAUAACAGAAACAAUGACUUCCCUGAAAGCAGCCUUGGACGCUUUCUAUGAGGAGAUUAACCCUACCUUCGAGGAAAUCAAGGAAACCAUCAUCAAGGAAACCUCGGACCUCCGCCAAGAGAUGACCAAGGGCUUGGAAGCAGUCAAGAAGAGUAUCGAUCCCCACCUGGAGGAGUUUCAGAAGAAGUGGGCCGCAGAUGUAGAAAAUUUCCGCCAGAGGGUAGGCCCACUGACCCAGGAUCUGAAGGACAGCACCAAGCAGAAGUUCGAUGAGCUGCACCAGAAGCUGAGCCCCAUUGGCAAGGAGAUUCGGGAUCGGGCCCAGGGCCACAUAGAAACCGUUCAGGAAUUUGUGAAGCCCUACCACGAGCAGAUCAAGACCAGCGUGAGCCAGAAGAUUCAGGAGCUCCGGGAGAAAGGCUUGCCCUCUCCCGCUGACUAUCAAACCAAGAUAACCGAGCAGCUCAAAGCCUUGAAGGAAAAAUUCUCCCCCAUCCUGGAGGACCUCAAAACAAGUGCUGACCCUAUUUCCCAGAAAGCCAAAGCCGAUAUUCUGAACUUCCUGGAGGAAGCCCGGAAGUCCUUGAGCAGCUCAUAAGGAUGCCACUCUCUGCCUUCCCUCAACAUGGCCUCAGUGACCAGCUCCAAUCCAAAUUACUCCCCCUUUUGAAGCUGUGGCUCACAGCUGGAUAGGGAGCCAGAGCCAAAAAUCAAAUAAGGGUUCCCGUGCAGGCUGUUACUAACCCCCACUUUCUACUCUUGCCAUCAGUGCUGCACAUGCGCUCCCCCCACUCCCCCCAGCUAUAUUCCUCUCUCUCCUUUGUUUCCCGUAUUUCUGGGAAUUCAGGGGAGUGAUGGAUUUGGAGAGGAGCCCAUGGAGACAAGGUGUCCCUAGGUGGGGGCAUGUAGAUGUAGGGGCGAGAGGGAGAAGGGAGUGACCAUCACUCCUGGCUCUUCAGUUCCCUUUCCUCCCCUUCCCAGGCUUGGUUCGUUUGGGGGGGUUUUCUUGAUUUUUCGGAAUAAAAGUGUCUAAGUUAUCAAGCAA
Messenger RNA from Monodelphis domestica (gray short-tailed opossum), 1355 nucleotides. RefSeq names its product apolipoprotein A1 (gene APOA1). Gene Ontology annotation, biological process: phospholipid efflux; cholesterol efflux; cholesterol metabolic process. Gene Ontology annotation, molecular function: cholesterol transfer activity; phosphatidylcholine-sterol O-acyltransferase activator activity; phospholipid binding. Lineage: Eukaryota; Metazoa; Chordata; Mammalia; Didelphimorphia; Didelphidae. Gene Ontology annotation, cellular component: very-low-density lipoprotein particle; low-density lipoprotein particle; high-density lipoprotein particle. The record is from RefSeq and is a predicted model, not a curated record.